CGUUGACUAUAUUCUUUGUUCUCACUGAAUGAAACAAUCCAGGAAGCGAAUAUGACUGAUUGGUUUGUUGUUGCUGCCAUUGACUUUGGUACAACAUAUAGUGGAUACGCUUUCUCCUUUCGUAGUCAUCCGAAUGACAUUCAUACUCCACAAACGUGGUGUGCUGGAUCAUCUUCUUUAGCAUCUUUAAAAGCACCGACCUGUCUUCUUCUCAAUCCGGAUAAAUCGCUCAAUUCGUUUGGAUAUGAAGCCCAGGACAAGUAUGUCAACCUUGUCUUGGAAGAAAAACAUCGCGCCUACUUUUACUUUGAACGUUUUAAAAUGACUCUUCACCAAGAGAAAAACCUUUCCAGGCGAACCACAAUAGAGGAUAUUCUUGGCAGAACACUACCUGCAAUAGAUGUAUUUGGAAAGUCAAUUAAGUAUCUGAAAAACCACUUUUUAACAACACUGAAAAACAGGGUAUCUGGUUCAUCAAUUAACGAUGUGUUGUUUGUUCUCACUGUACCUGCAAUUUGGAGAGACUCUGCAAAGGAAAUCAUGCGAGAGGCAGCUUUAAAUGCUGGGAUUCCUCCAAGACAGAUCACUCUAGCUUUAGAACCAGAAGCAGCUUCUAUUAUGUGUCAAAAUAUCCCCAAUGAAGAUUGCACCAUAUCUCUACCAGGCACUCAGUACCUGAUUGCUGACAUCGGGGGUGGAACGGGGGAUUUUACUGUUCAUGAAAUACUGGGAAAAGACACCAUAAAAGAAAUAAGCAAGGCAAGUGGGGGUGCAUAUGGUGGAAUCAACGUCGACUUGAACUUCCUUCAAUUUCUGCAGAAGGUAAUGGGUGUAAAUGCACUACGUCAACUAAAGAACGAAGAGAUGGAAGAUUAUUUAGAUUUACUGCGUGAUUUCGAAAUCAAAAAGAGGACCGUUACAAAUGAGGAAGAAAAGACGUAUGUCGUAAAGUUGAGUGCAUCUUUCAAUAAAUUUGCAAGGGAUAACAAUCCAAAUUUUCAAAGAGAAAUAAAGUAUUUGCGCCUUAAAGGAACUGCUGUCUUCUUAAAAGAUAAGCUUAAAAUUGACGCAGUCAUCAUGAGAGGUUUCUUUGAAAAUUCUAUCAACGAUAUAUUAGAUCACAUAAAAACACUAUUGGAGAGAUAUAAGAAUGUAAAACAUAUCCUUCUUGUCGGCGGAUAUGGAGAAUGCACUCUCUUACAAGAAGCAAUACGAAAAAAGUUUCGGAAUAAGACAUUGAUUGUUCCACAAGACUGUGGACUUGCAGUAGUUAAAGGUGCCGUCUUGUUUGGGCAUAAACCCGAGAGAAUGUCUUCAAGAAUCUUGAGAUAUUCAUAUUUUACAAACUUAAGACAGGAUUUUGACCCAAGCAUUCAUGAUAUAAAAAGAAAAGCAAUUUCUGAUUUUGGUGACAUUUUCUGUAAAGGCAGUGUAUUAAGAAUCAUUGCAGCAGGGACAGCCAUUGAUUCUACAGGGUUACAGAAAAAAAUGUCAGUAUAUCCCCUGUACAAAGAUACUGAUCAUAUUUGGUGCGAGAUUUUUUAUUCAGAGAAAAAUGACCUUCUAUAUGACGAUUCUGAAGAUUGUAAAUCUCUUGGAACAAUCCGAAUACCUAUGGCUGGUAAAAAGGGAGAAAGGGAAAGAUGCAAAGCUGUUUUUACUUUUGGUCUCACUUCUCUUCAACUGAAGGUGAUGAAUUCAGCAGGCAAGGAGGUGGAAAAGUCAUUUGAUCUUCUGGAAUGAGCGACUGGUUGUAUAAUUUCAGGGCAUAAUCGAGUAAAUGAGUCAUAUAGACUUUCAUUGUCUGAUCGAUUAUGAUAUUAUAAUAAAUUACAUCUUUUAUUUCACGUAAUAAACAGACAUCAAACCAAUAAUUCAUUUUAGACAAUAUGCAUAUAUGACAUACAUUUGAAAAAAAACUAUUGAUAUACUAGUAACCUAUUGAUACUUAUGUUCAGUCUCUAUUAUGUAAAAUAAGGACAUACAAUUACUUUUUUA
Messenger RNA from Saccostrea cuccullata (small rock oyster), 1998 nucleotides. RefSeq names its product heat shock 70 kDa protein 12B-like. NCBI's taxonomy places the organism in Eukaryota, Metazoa, Mollusca, Bivalvia, Ostreida, Ostreidae. Gene Ontology annotation, molecular function: ATP binding; ATP-dependent protein folding chaperone. The record is from RefSeq and is a predicted model, not a curated record. The transcript has 4 exons. The coding region runs from base 52 to 1743 and encodes 563 amino acids.